Molecule: messenger RNA, 1141 nt
Organism: Osmerus eperlanus (European smelt)
Lineage: Eukaryota; Metazoa; Chordata; Actinopteri; Osmeriformes; Osmeridae
Gene: bet1
Product: Bet1 golgi vesicular membrane trafficking protein
Exons: 4
Coding region: 167-508 (113 amino acids)
Biological process (GO): endoplasmic reticulum to Golgi vesicle-mediated transport; vesicle fusion with Golgi apparatus
Cellular component (GO): SNARE complex
Molecular function (GO): SNAP receptor activity
Source: RefSeq, a predicted model, not a curated record
CUUGCCGGCUUCCGUAAGAUGUCGUGGCGUUAUUGCACAAAUAACCUCACUCAUAGCUAUCUUGAGUUCAACUAAUUCACUGCCACAGCUACAGAAGCUGGCAUCAUCACACUACCUUUGCCGUUUUUUUUGUACAGCCAAGACCCGUUUGAAAUAAUAAAUCAAAAUGCGACGUGCCGGUUUGGGGGAAGGAGGGCCUCACGGAAAUUAUGUGGCAAGCGGAUACAGCGUCCACGAAGAAGAAAAUGAGAACUUACAGGAAGCUCUAAGGGCCAAAGUCAACGCCUUGAAACAUAUGACAAUAGAAAUCGGAACAGAAGUCAAGUACCAGAACAAAAUGUUGGAAGACAUGGACUCGGAUUUUGACUCGACAGGCGGUUUGCUGGGAGCCACCAUCGGCAGGGUGAAACAGCUGUCCAGGGGCAGCCAGACCAAGCUGUUGUGCUACAUGCUGCUCUUUGCUCUGUUUGUCUUCCUAGUCCUCUACUGGUACAUAAAGCUGAGGUGAUGAGGCGUUUCCCCCACACCCUCACAACCCCUCACCUGAAUCUGUGCCAUUGACCCUGGGGUGCUCUAUUGGAACCGACGGCCGUGACCUUGACUAAGUUUGGGAGAACUGAGUUGGAUUGAAUCUGGUGCCUGGCUACAAGACAAAACAAUGUGUGGUUUUAUGUGGAUCUCACGACAGCAAGAUUCCAACUUGAUUCCACUCUGCCAGAAGUCUUAUAAUCAGGAGGUCUUCAACAGUAAUUCAGAACACUUGAUUCUAAUAUAAUUAGCUUGUUGAUGUUUUAAAUCAGUUGGUUAUAACUUGCCAAAAAACUACAGGGAAAAAAGUGGUUCUAUUAGACAACUGCAAGAUAAACCAGGUAUACGUUAACCUGUAGUGGGAAGGCAGGGUGUGUGGUUCUAAAACAGUUGUAAAGAUGGCUGGAAGACAUAUCUAAAGUCUAUCUAGGUUUGUUCAAUAAUGAUCUCUCUUGAGUGGCAGUGGAGUAGCACUGGAUGAACCCCACAGUGUGGAAAAGAGACAUUUGUACACGACUCACCCGCCAUGUUCUUCCUGGAGAGACAACCUCUUCCUGGAUCUCAACUAUGAUGUUUUAUAUGUAAAUAAAUUAGAUUUAUGUUUUAAAUUCUA